CUCAUCUUCACAUCAACAGAAUAACCUGCAACACUACAAAAAUAUGAAUCUGCAGUUUGUUGCAUUGGCUUUGGCUUUAGCUACUACAACAGCAUUUCCACUCAAUGAUGAGAUAAGUCGAGACGCAUGGAGUUUACAGAGAGACAAUCAGGCCAUUGACAAGAAAAAUGUUGCCAAAGACUUAAAUGGUGUGUGGAAGAACCAUGUGGUGAGCAGUGACCUUUACUCCCAAGACUCUUACAACCCCAUGGCAGCUGAACUGAGUCGCAAACUGAGUAUGGAGUCUGAGCGCCUGAGGGCUCGUCUCAAGCAGGAGCUUGCUGAACUGAGGGAGAGACUCUCUCCUUACCCCAGCCACCCGAAACACACUAUGGCCAAUGUCAAGGAGUUCCUCUCCCCCUUCACUAAGCAGCUCCAGACGGCUGUCCAAUCCAACACUCAGGAACUCUGUGAGAAUCUCAGUCUGAACCUCCAGGACCUGAACCCAGAGGAAGCCACACUCUACCAGGAGGCAGUGCAGAGGAUCACGCUAGCUUUGGAGGAAAGCCACCAGAAAAGGACAGCAGCCUUUGAGGACUUUAAAACAAAAGCAUUUGAGGCUGUAGAGGAGGAACGAGACAGCAGUGGAAAGGAGCUUUGGGAGGAAGUUACUGCCAGGCUGGGACAGGAAGUGUGUACCUUCAGUUUAGAGGUACAAGGGAAGGUGGCGGCACUCAAGAUAGCUUUGGCAGGCCAUCUGGCCUCGGCACAGCCUCCAAGGGAUGUGAUGGCUUCAAAGGUGGAUCAGUUCUGCCAGAAUUCCUCAGCUCGGAAUCAACUGUUUAUUUCUAACUUAGACCAACAGAUGAUCGCUCUACAAGAAAACCAGAGUCAUGGUGAGUCAGCUGGUUUCCAUCAGACAAACAUAGAAUCCAUACAGGAGGAUUUCUCAACCCGACUCACAGCCCUAUUACAAGACAUCGUACACACUCUAAAUUAAACAACACA
Sinocyclocheilus rhinocerous is the source of this 987-nucleotide messenger RNA. RefSeq names its product apolipoprotein A-IV-like. The transcript is spliced from 4 exons. Bases 44 to 979 code for a protein of 311 amino acids. The record is from RefSeq and is a predicted model, not a curated record. Lineage: Eukaryota; Metazoa; Chordata; Actinopteri; Cypriniformes; Cyprinidae.